GCAGGUCUCCAGAGAUUCAAUAUUCAGGCUGCUCUGCCAUUUCACUCCUUUAUCUGACCCAUCCAAUUGAAUACAGCUCUCACUGUGAGGUACAAUCUAGAGGACGUAUUAUUGUAGAUCGUGAAAAGAGCCAUGGCAGGCUACCUCCACAAAGGAGCGAAGCAAAUCCUCCAGAAACACCCCCAAGAUGUCGUCUUCCUCUCUGCUCUCCGCACACCUGUCACCCGCGCGAAGAAAGGCGGUCUAAAGGAUGCCUACGACCAUGAGAUGCUCGCCUGUGUCCUCAAAGCCACCCUCGACAAGCACCCCAACCUCCCUCCCUCCCACAUUGAAGAUCUCCAAAUCGGCACAGUCCUCUCCGAGCUCGGCGGCUCCAAAGCCGGCCGCAUGGCCUCCCUCCACGUCGGCUACCCCUUCACAUCCACCUUCCAGACCGUCAACCGCGCCUGCAGCUCCGGGCUCGCCGCCAUAACUGGCGUCGCGCACAGCAUCGCGGUUGGGCAGAUUAGUGUGGGCGUCGGCGGCGGGAUGGAGAGCAUGACGCGGAACUACGGGUCGCGGGCGAUCCCGACGGGGUUGUCGCCGGAUUUGAAAGAGAGUUCGGUGAAGGACGCGCGGGACUGCGUGAUGAAUAUGGGGAUCACGGCGGAGAACGUGGCGGAGCGGUAUGGCGUGACGCGGGCGGAGAUGGAUCAGUUCGCGGCAGGGAGUCAGUUGAAGGCGGCGAGGGCUCAGAAAGAGGGUUUGUUCGAUCAAGAAAUCGUGCCGAUGACGACCCGGUUCGUGCCGGAUCCGACGGUGCCGGAGAAUGUGGAGACGAUCACGGUGUCGAAGGACGAUGGCAUCCGGCCGACGACGACAGUGGAGAAACUCGCGUCGAUGAAGCCGGCGUUCAAGGAGACAGGAACCGGCACCGCGGGAAAUAGUAGCCAGGUAUCGGACGGCGCUGCCGCAGCGCUCAUGAUGCGGAGAAGCACGGCAGAGGAAUUGGGACUUUCAGGGUCAAUUAUCGGCAAGUGGGCAGGGACUGUCGUCGUCGGCUGUGCGCCAGACGAGAUGGGCGUCGGUCCGGCGCUGGCGAUUCCGAAGCUGUUGGAUCACACGGGAGUCAGCAAGGAGGAUAUUGGGAUUUGGGAGAUCAACGAGGCGUUUGCUAGUCAGGCGGUCUACUGCGUUCGAACGGUGGGCAUUGAUGAGGAGAAGGUCAACCCGAAGGGAGGCGCUAUCGCGUUGGGUCAUCCGCUGGGUGCAACCGGAGCACGGCAGCUCGCUACAUUGCUCCCGGAGUUGGAGCGGCAAGGCAAGGAGUUUGGGGUUGUAAGCAUGUGUAUAGGAACUGGUAUGGGUAUGGCGAGUCUGAUCGUCAGGGAAUAAAUUGUCUCUGUAUCACCAACAACGGCAUGCACGCUCCGUAUUCAUGACUAGUAGUUCUAAUAGGUCAUGAACCCUCCGCUGCUGCGU
Molecule: messenger RNA, 1461 nt
Organism: Eremomyces bilateralis CBS 781.70
Lineage: Eukaryota; Fungi; Ascomycota; Dothideomycetes; Eremomycetales; Eremomycetaceae
Product: beta ketoadipyl CoA thiolase, TH2
Exons: 2
Coding region: 133-1374 (413 amino acids)
Biological process (GO): fatty acid beta-oxidation; phenylacetate catabolic process
Cellular component (GO): peroxisome
Molecular function (GO): acetyl-CoA C-acyltransferase activity
Source: RefSeq, a predicted model, not a curated record